UUUGUUCGUUUGUGUCUUUCAUGGUUCUCCAAACAGGAAAUGGUGUUAAUUAAGAGGUUGUGUUUGUGCACGUGAUGACCGGUAAUCUCACUAUAAUUUGCGGGGUUUUUUCCCCAGGAUAGACGCACGCACGCCUGCCUCAUCUGGACAUACUAUAUGGGACGCGUGACUUUAACUUGUCAGGUGAAUGACCGCGCGCCCGCCCGCGCGAGUAACGGUCCGGGGUUAAAACCAUCGGACAGCGCAUAAGUUUUGGACUGGAGCAGUAAAGUGCGACUCGGUGAAGGUUUGGGAAGCAUUUGACCUGGAAAUGAAAAUGAUGGCCGCGCGAUUCGCUUUCUGCGUCCACGUCGCGCGAGCGGCCACAUGGAACACCACGCGCGUUUUCGGACACGGACUCGCGCGCAGCCUCAGCAGUGACACAGAUUUCUCUGGCAUUAAAGAACGGACCUUGGUUGCGGUGAAGCCUGACGGCGUUCAGAGGCGUCUGAUCGGUGAUGUCAUCAAGCGCUUUGAGCAGCGAGGAUUUCGAUUGGUGGGUCUGAAGAUGCUGCAGGCUUCUGACAAGCUUUUAGCUCAGCAUUACGUCUCGCUGCAGAAGAAACCUUUCUACUCCAGCCUGCUUCACUACAUGACCUCUGGCCCCAUAGUUGCCAUGGUGUGGGAGGGGCAUAAUGUAGUGAGGUCAUCACGUAUGCUGGUGGGAUGCACAGACCCUGCUGAAGCUGCACCGGGAACGAUUCGAGGAGAUUUCAGUGUUCACAUCAGCAGAAAUGUCAUCCAUGCGUCUGAUUCAGUGGAGGGAGCGGAGCGGGAGAUUUCACUGUGGUUUCAUCGCUCGGAGCUCAUCGACUGGGAGGGAUGCGAUCAUAAAAACCUUUAUCACAUUAUAUGAGGGUCAGUUUGAGACAUCCGUAUGUGUUAAAUGAACUCUGAUCCCCCUCAGCAGGUUGAUUUCUGCUCAAUUUCCUUAAUAGCACAAAAUGCCAAUGAUAUGCAGUUUUUGGGCCUGCAAAUGUUAUCAUUUUAAAAUGAUCCGAUGUAAAUAGAUUGAAAUGUUCUAUUUUAUAUUACAAAUAUUUAAAAAGAAAUGUAAGAACCUUUUGAAGAAAACGUUUAAAAAAGGUGCCUUUGAAUAUUUUCAAACAGAAAAUAUUGCUUUGAAAAUUUUGCUUUGACGCACAAGUCUUAAUAGUUUCUAAUUGUUUCUGUUUUUUGUUCUAUUUUUACUAAACGUAACCAGUGAUCACAUAUACGUGAAUGGUGCUGAUCAAUAUAACUAACUUUUUUGAACAAUGUAUUUUAAUGUCUUUUUCAAUUAGAAAAAAAAAAAAAACUUGUAUUUUAGCAGAUGCUUGUUAUCCAAACCCAGUCCCCUCACUCAGGGAAACAUGCAUUAAAAGUGCAGUAAAUAAUUAUUUAUAGACUGUUAAUUUAAUGUGACAAAGGUUCAUCAAAUAAAUACUUGCUGUAACACAAAAA
Molecule: messenger RNA, 1482 nt
Organism: Carassius auratus (goldfish)
Lineage: Eukaryota; Metazoa; Chordata; Actinopteri; Cypriniformes; Cyprinidae
Product: nucleoside diphosphate kinase A
Exons: 5
Coding region: 311-895 (194 amino acids)
Biological process (GO): GTP biosynthetic process; UTP biosynthetic process; CTP biosynthetic process
Molecular function (GO): nucleoside diphosphate kinase activity
Source: RefSeq, a predicted model, not a curated record